AUGUUCAAAUAUACCAAAAUUUUGCACUGUUCCCAAGAAAAACAUAAAUUUGGCGUUGGAAACUAUGAAGUUAUGAAAAUCAACAAUUCUAUUAAUUGUCUGAAGGAGAAAAUAGCUUGCACUAAAAUCAGAUCUAGAAGAAAUCACAAAAUUAUUGAUGACUUGCAAGAACGAUUGAUCUGUUUACGUAAUGAAUUUCACGACACGAAAUGUUUGAUCCGAAGUGGACGGCAGGUUAACACCUCAUCCGUCUCUGUUAAUACGGACUGCAUCAUCGAUGUGCAAAAUGAACUGAGGAAUACGGAAAACAAGAUACAGUUACUGCAAGGCAUAUUAUGUAUGUUUUCUAAAGUUGCAGAGCGAGGAUCAAAUAUCUGA
Messenger RNA from Brugia pahangi, 378 nucleotides. The record is from the annotation of a GenBank genome assembly. NCBI's taxonomy places the organism in Eukaryota, Metazoa, Nematoda, Chromadorea, Rhabditida, Onchocercidae.